GGUCUGGUCCACUUCCUGUUUACCGCCUGUUGUACCUUCAGACUGGAACACACAGAUUGCAACACCUCUCUCUGCUCUCUGGAGCUGCUGGGGCUUUUAUCCACGACAGAACAUGCAACACUGAAGUCCUGCAGCCUCAGGGUGGACUACUGAAUACCUCCAAUCAUUCUCUCGUCAUGGUCAUUGUUAUUAAGGAGACAUGAAGACGUGACAUUGGGGAAAUGUGAGCAGGCCGGGAAGGAUCCUCGGGAUUUCCUGACUCCAGCUGACCGGGAGUUCGGCUGGCUAGCUGGAGCAGAGAGUCGAGCGCUACCUCAGUGGAUGUCUGAAACCUCAAAGUGGUGAUGUGGAGGACUACACGAGUUCUUAACUUGUCCCAUAUCAGUGUUGGAUGAGCGUGAGUGAGUGAAAGAUACAAAUCUACGCAUGGGGAGUAGUAGCAGUCUGUUAGCUCAUCGUGCUAAUGGUAUGGACACAGCGAAAGCGAACUGACGCGCGAACAUUCGCCCACUUCAUUUUAUAUUGCAAGCGGCAGAUUCGCUGCGCAUAGAAUGCUGGGAGCGAACCAAGGCAGUGGCGCCACUUUUGACAGUUUCUGGUCUUUAAUGUGUUAUAAUUACUCGUUUUAAGGAAACGCUGUUAUACUUUUGAAUAACACUCUUGUGGGACGCUGAAAUACUCAUUAAUUCACCCGACUAAGUGAAACAGCGAGGCAAGGCGGACGUGAGUUUCAGCGCAUUGUUCGCCUGUCGCGCCGCGGCAGCAGCGGCAGCCUCCGCGGUGUGAGUGUCCGGCGGUGAGGGCUGGCUGACGUCUUGAGUUCGGAGCAGCUCGCAGGUGUGUGUGUCCGGCGGUGAGGACUGGCUGACGGCUUGAGUUCGGAGAGAGGAACAGCUCGCUGGUGUGAGUGCCCGGCGGUGAGGGCUGGCUGACGGCUAGAACUCGGAGAGAGGAGCAGCUCGCCGGUGUGUGUGGCGGGCAGUGAGGGCUGGCUGACGGCUUGAGUUCGGAGAGAGGAGCAGCUCGCCGGUGCCCUGAAUUCAAGAAGACCACCCGGCUCCGGCCCCCUCAAGCGGGCAGUCAGGAAGAAGCUGGCUGGGAGGGGAUGGCCUGGUCGGUCUUCCCGUUCCCAAGGACAAGGCUCUGCGGUGUUUGAAGGAGGUCGAGUUCGACUGGAGGCUACCACCGCGGGUCGAGGCGCUAUGAUGGCCGGGUCCCCCUCUGCGGCCGGCGGCUUCACGGCCACCGGGGCGUCGGUCAGGAAGAGUGAAGACAUCAUGGAUCUGAUAGAUCUGUUUUCAAAGAUGCAGUACAGAGCGAAGGAAGUCACUACACGGGUGGAUGCGAUAGAGAAGCGUUGUCUGGAGUUAUUUGCAAGAGACUACAAGUACAGCAUCAUCCACAACUCCAAUGGAGAAGUGUGUGGCCAUUAUCCCCGGCAGAUCGUUUUCCUGGAGUAUGAAUGCACAGAUGUUGAUAGAGACAGGUUUGAGAGCACAGUGCAGGUCAGUAAGCUGCAGGACCUGGUAAACCGGAGUAAGCUGGCUCGCUGCAGAGGGAGGUUCGUCUGUCCCGUCAUCCUCUACAACGGAAAGCAUAUUUGCCGGUCGUCCACUCUGGCAGGAUGGGGGGAGCUGUACGGACGCACAGGCUACAACUACAUCUUCUCAGGGGGCACUGAUGACACAUUGGCGGAGUCCGAGGAGGUUCCAGAGGAUGACAGUGCAGUCAGGAAUGGGGACUCCCAGCUCUUCGACAAGGUUCGGGGCCACGACAUUAAGCUGCUACGUUACCUCUCGGUUCGCUACAUCUGUGACCUGAUGGUGGAGAACAAGAAGGUUAAGUUUGGCCUAAAUGUGACGUCCUCUGAAAAGGCGGACAAGGCCCAACGCUAUGCAGACUUCACCUUGCUCUCUGUGCCUUAUCCAGGGUGUGAGUUUUUUAAGGACUACAAAGACAGAGACUACACAGCAGAGGGUCUGGUGUUUAACUGGAAUCAGGACUAUGUGGACGCACCUUUGACAAUCCCUUUGUGCUUUACUCAGAACUUGGAUAUUGACUGGACUCGAUACCAGUCAUGGGAUCUGGUGGAACAAACCCAGAACUACCUGAAGCUGCUGCUCCACAUCAUCAACAAGGAUGAUGAGAGCGGCCUCCUGGUGCACUGCAUAUCAGGCUGGGACCGAACGCCUCUUUUUGUUUCCCUCCUCAGGCUCUCUCUCUGGGCAGACGGGGCCGUGCAUGCCAGCCUGGAGCCGGCAGAGAUCCUGUAUCUUACCAUCGCCUAUGAUUGGUUCCUCUUUGGUCACAUGCUGCCAGAUCGACUCUCCAAAGGGGAGGAGAUUUUCUUUUUUUGCUUCAAUUUUUUGAAGCACAUUGUCUCAGAGAAGUUCUCUGCCGUUAAAAAACAGAGAAGGAAGAACUCCCACUUCAAAGAGAGUGAUUUCACUGUGGAGGACCUCUGCCAGUUAAAGUUGAAGGAUCGUGGCAGUGUGACGAGUCUGAGCAGUGAGUUUUCCCUCAUCACCGAGGAGGCAGGCGGAGCCUCCAGCCUCACCAACGACACUGUGGACCUGUUCUCCAGCCAACCCCAGGCCAGCUGGAGAAAAGGCCCCACCUCCUCUCCCCAGAUGGUUGUUUGGAAUAAACAGAUCCCUCUGGAAGAGCAGCUCUCUCAUCCGCUCAAUGAAGCCAGGUCUUCCAGCUCCUCCUCCUCCAACCAAUCAGAACAAGGAGUCACACGCACUGGUAGCAGCCCACUGGCUGUCCCUGGGAGACGGUUAGCAGCAGACUACACACGGUCAGGGUCCUCCCUCUCCACCGAGUACGGGAGUUGGCAGAUAGUUUCAGGUUGUGGCAGCAUCCAUGACCACGCUCAUUUCCCUCCACCUCCGGCCUCAGCCUCCUCCACGUCGUCUGCUGUCGCUGCUGCCUACGACUCCCCUCUGCCCUUCAGUUUUCAGGAUGAAGGACCCAGUGGACGAAUGUGUCCCUUCCCCUCUGAGCGUCAGGCCCGUCUGGAGGCGGUGCGGGAAGUCUUCCUGGCAGCCUACAGCUCCACUGUGGGUCUCAAGUCCUCAGCACCCAGCCCCUCCGGUGCCAUCACCGGCCUGCUGGAGCAGUUCGCUCGCGGGGUCGGCCUCCGUGGAACCAACGCCAUCGUCUGAACCCGCUCAAUGUGAUUUCAGACUUUCCUUCUGCUUCCAUCCAUCCAUCAGAAAGUCUAGACUCAGUACAAUAAAGUGCCAAACAUCUCUGUUCUCAUCAGGGGUGAAGCAUUACUUUUCUCUCGAAUUUCAUUUGAUUUUUCUUUCGACUUUUUUCAUGCCCGGAUAUAUUUUUGUAUGUGCUUCAGCGGCUUUCCUCUGGACUUUGAAUCUUCAGUAAUGAGAGGAUCUUUCGGGCAGGGCAAAGGUUUCAGCCGCGGUAUCAAAAAGGGAUAGUUAAAUGUGAACGGCUGAGUAGAUGGGCUCUGUGCCUCUUACAGCCAGAGAAUAGAAAGAAUUCCUCCCUUCUUCCUCGAUCUUUUCAUCACUUUUAUAACUUUUACAGAUCACUCGCAGGGACCGUCCCAUGUGCAGGAAGUGAUGUGUUUAUUGGCUCUCUUGUUUUGUAGAAGUGCUUUUGCUCCGGUAGAUUCUGCUCCCACAGGGAGGCAGUGAUGUGAUUCCUCAUACUGUGACUACACUGAAUGUUAUCAGGCACAAACCAGCAGCCUUCAUUCAGCUGGAGCUCAUAUGACGUUUCAUGCUUCUGGAGUAAAAGCCUGUGUUUUGUCACGUUAUUAUCUGCAUACCUGCAAAUCCUGUGACUUGAUUAUGAAUUUCAGUCUCGCUCAGUUUGAAACAAACAUUCAUAAAACGUGUCUGAUGGAGUUUAAAGGCAAACGUGUUUAACAUCUGAUCUGAAGCUCUGGACAAAGCAGCUGUCACAGAGAGAGAGAGAGGUGGGAGGUGAUGUUUGAGUGGGAACAAGUCCACACACUGUUGCAGGAGAAGUUAAAGUCGUCGUCACCUCUGCAUGUGGUCCUUGUUGGUUUGAAUCGAGAGAUUGUUGUUAGAGAGUUACAGAAAGUUGCUUCAAGACAGCGUUCAUCCGCCUUCUUAUGACUCUGAUGUGAGUCAUUAUGACUUCAAGGUUUCAAUAUACGUCAAACAAACCAGUUUAGUUGAAGCAAAAGUGCUACGUGCGUAGGCCUCUGCGUAGGUACGGGAGCUACGCGGACCGCCGGCGUGGGCUACGCCGUCAAUUUGACCCAGAAGUAUAAAUCAGGUUUAAGACCGGUCACUCUGGGAGCCUGAUCGAAAAGUUUAUCAUCACAGAGAUGUAAUCAACCUGUGAAUCUGGAAUUUCAGGAAUCACAGGAAUCAAACCAGUCACUACAUAAUUUCAACUUACGUGAGAUGUUUUUGUCAUCUUUACACGACUCUAAAAAAGCUUCACCAAUACCUUUUUGAAACCGUAAACACAAAGAAUGGUAUCAAAAAUCUACUACACCAGAAUCACAAAGCUCCUACCACAAGGAGAAGUCACGGGUCGUGUUGACGAGGAGAUUUUAAAUCUAUCAAUGUAAUCUUGCAAAGCUUCUCUUAAUGCAUUACAAAGAAAAUGAGCCGACACAACGGGCACUAAAGUAUCUUAUCAGCAGACUUAUGGAAUUAUCUGUAUAUGAUUAUCAGUACAGUAGAAAACUAUUGAACUGUUUUUGUUUUGCCAUCCUUCCUUUACAACUGACUAUUUAUGAACAGUUCCAGUUUGGUCCAGAGGCUCUGAUCAGUCAGGGUGGACUAUCGCCCUCAUCCAGUUGUUGUUUUUUUUUUACACUAUCUCCAUAUUCUCCACUGGAGUGACCAUCCAGUCAUUUCUUUUUCUCUGACAUGGUAGCACUGAAGGCACUGAGCGCUGUGGUAGCAAAACGAAGAACCAAAUGCCUCUUAAUGUUUUCCUUGUUGAUCGUCAGUGAAGUCCGGUCCACUCGGCUCCUGCCUCUGCUCAGAUUUCCCUCCAGCUAACAUCGCACAACCCAGACGGACGUGUCCACAUGGCCCGCUCUUUCUCCUGCUUAGAGUCCUAGUCUUGAGAGAUUUCUGUCGAUGGAUUUGAAUGAAACAAGCUUGUCUUGUUGCCAAAUCAGUGUCGGCAGCUGCUGUACCUCAGGACCUUUUGUUGUGCCUUGUUUUACUCGGGCUAACUGAUUCAGAUCUUCACAUCGUCUGUUCCAGUUUGUGGUUUAAGAUUCCUCUGAAAUGGCUUUAAAGGCGUAGGUUGUGUGCAGCUGGUUGUUACUGUAACGUCUGACUGUAGAGCAUUAUCAGCAUCAACACUGCAGUGACGCCUGGUUCCUCUUGUAUCGUUCACCUGGCUGCAGGAUCACAAGCCUUAUUUGUUGUACGGUAACUUAAAGCUGUUGAGUCUUACUGAGGUGGAUUCUCAGUCAGUGGGUUCAGAGAAACAAAGGUAUUCACUGCAUCUCAAAAGACUAUAGACUUCAUGUCUGUCUUUCCUGCAGAGCUUUCAUCAGGAAGUAUAAAGAGGAGGAAACAGCUGAUAUCUAAACAUCAUGCAUCCAAACAUCUUGAAAUCUCUUCAGUUACUUGAUGUGUUUGAUAAACAGAAACAUGAGAGUUGGUUAUGUGGCGUAGCAGCUGAGCUGUUAACCUGCAGGUCUGAACAGCAGCUCAUACUGAAGACCUUUCUGUUCAAACAAAGAACUUUGUGAGUUGAUCAGUUUUCAAUGUGUUUGGUGCAUUUCGCAGACAAGUUGAAUCAAAGUCUUGAUGCUGAGACGAACCGCGUCCUGCAUAUAACUCUUACUGUACACACACAGACCUGAUACUCCUCUACAUGUUUCAGUUCUCUGCCUGAGCUGUCAGUGGUUCAGUUUUGUGUCCCAGUCUUCUUCUGAGACUGUGUGGUUGUUGCGUCAUCUUUCUGCCAGGUCUUAAGCUCUGUUUGUUUUUUUAUACAUCUACCCUGCGGAGGAUUUUUCAUAUCAAGCUGCCAAUCAGAAGACUCUCGCUCAAGCAUAUCUGUCAGUCUCAGACUGUUCUUAUCCCGAGGUGCUUUAAAUACUCUUGAUUAUGUUUCUCACUCAGUUUGUCACUUUUUUUUUCACUCACUGGUUUUGCAUGAAUUUGCAUUUUUAUCUCAAUUGCAGCGUAUAAUGGUUUUAUUUGUUUUAAUUUUUAUGACAGAGUCUCUUAUUAAAUGCUGCAUUGCACUCAUAUUUUUGUUCUCUGUGUAAAGAAUUCUCUUUGUACAGUCAAUGCAUUUGAAGAUUUUAAGUAAUUGAAUUAUCUUUUUUUUUUUUUUCUGUAUUUGUUGGUGGUCGGUGGGCUACACUGAGAAGUGACCUGAGCUGCAGGUGGCAAUUCUGAAUUAAAAAAAAUUUGACUUGC
Messenger RNA from Notolabrus celidotus (New Zealand spotty), 6398 nucleotides. It is a transcript of the gene mtmr14, whose product is annotated as myotubularin related protein 14. Gene Ontology annotation, biological process: dephosphorylation. The transcript is spliced from 19 exons. Bases 1203 to 3167 code for a protein of 654 amino acids. Gene Ontology annotation, molecular function: phosphatidylinositol-3-phosphate phosphatase activity. The record is from RefSeq and is a predicted model, not a curated record. Lineage: Eukaryota; Metazoa; Chordata; Actinopteri; Labriformes; Labridae.